AUGGUGAUUUUCAAAAUUAGAAAGUCAACCACGUCCAACACUUCACUAAUUUCAUCUUACGAAAAUCGGGAGGAGCUCGAGAAGAUUCAUGUGGACACGACAGCACAGGAAGUUUUGCAGGCCCUUGCUAAAGACAAUAGAACAACCAACGAGGCCCGUACGUUCUGGGCCCUGAUUGCUCGGGCCAUAGCGGCCUCAACGGGCUCACCAUCUUGUUGGGCCGUGCAGACCUCGAGGCCCACCACGACUGGGAUUAUCCAGGGCAGCGUUCUGAGGGUCUGCUGCUGCCUCUCGGGCAAAAUUGAGGUCUUCGCCCAGCAUAAGCUUCAUUUCAGCCUUAAUCAUCCAGUAAUCAAACAGCCGUAUGCAUGUCCGGGCAUGAAGAGCAAGAUACUCUUCCCAGGCAUCUCCCGAUUCGAAAAUUCAUUACCCUAA
Striga asiatica is the source of this 435-nucleotide messenger RNA. The record is from the annotation of a GenBank genome assembly. NCBI's taxonomy places the organism in Eukaryota, Viridiplantae, Streptophyta, Magnoliopsida, Lamiales, Orobanchaceae.